Cannabis sativa is the source of this 2375-nucleotide messenger RNA. Its product is annotated as monocopper oxidase-like protein SKU5. The transcript is spliced from 9 exons. The record is from RefSeq and is a predicted model, not a curated record. The coding region runs from base 377 to 2164 and encodes 595 amino acids. Gene Ontology annotation, molecular function: copper ion binding; oxidoreductase activity. NCBI's taxonomy places the organism in Eukaryota, Viridiplantae, Streptophyta, Magnoliopsida, Rosales, Cannabaceae.
UGAAGUGAGGGACCCCAUAAACAACACUACAAACCAAAGGCUCCCUCAUCUGGGGCCCAACCUGGUACAUUUUCUCACUCUCACAUGUGCCUAUAUCAGUCUAUUUUACAAAAUUUUACUUCUCUUUCUCUCUCUUUACUGCCACCAAAGUUUGCUUCUGCUGCAGCUCUGCUGUUUCUAUGUCACCACUUGUUGAAGCAAACAAAGCAAAGGAACCCCUUUUCUAUUUUGCCUAUAUCAGUCUAUUUUGAAGUUUUUAGCUUUGAUUGAUAAGAGUUAUCUGAAACUAGAGCAAAAGAUAAAGAAAGCCCAAAAGGGUAGUAAGUAAGGUUUGAAAGGGAAGCUGAGACUGAGACUGAGACUUUGGGGGUUUCCAAUGCCCUCAGUUCUGCCAUGUCCUUGCUUCUUCUUGUUCUACUUGAUUCUCCUUCUUGGUUCCUUAAGUGUUGGUUUGGCUGGUGAUCCCUAUGUCUUCUAUGAUUGGUCUGUUUCAUACAUCAAUGCCUCUCCACUUGGACCCAAACAAAAGGUUAUUGGGAUAAAUGGGCAGUUUCCAGGACCAAUUCUCAAUGUCACUACCAACUGGAAUGUUGUUGUUAAUGUCAAGAAUCAUCUUGAUGAGCCAUUACUUAUUACAUGGAAUGGAGUACAGCACAGGAAAAACUCUUGGCAAGAUGGCGUUUCGGGGACUAAUUGUCCGAUCCCGGCCGGUUGGAAUUGGACAUAUGAUUUUCAGGUGAAAGAUCAGAUAGGGAGUUUCUUUUACUUCCCUUCCUUGAACUUUCAAAGAGCUGCAGGAGGGUAUGGAGGGGUUAUUAUAAACAAUAGAGCAGUUAUUGCACUUCCUUUUCUGGUGCCAGAUGGAGAUAUUACACUCUUUAUUAGUGACUGGUAUACAAAGAGUCAUAAAGAACUGAGAAAAGAUGUUGAGAAUGGAAUUGCUCUUGGAGUUCCUGAUGGUGUUAUUAUAAAUGGACAUGGUCCCUUUCGAUAUGAUGAGGCACUUGUUCCAGCAGGAAAUCCUUUCUUAUUAGUAAAUGUUGAACCAGGAAAAACAUACCGUAUACGGGUGCAUAAUGUUGGUAUCUCAACAAGUUUGAAUUUCAGGAUACAAAACCAUAACUUACUUCUUGUUGAGACUGAAGGAUCAUAUACAGUUCAACAGAACUACUCAAACAUGGAUAUACAUGUAGGUCAGUCAUAUUCGUUCUUGGUAACAAUGGAUCAAAAUGCCAGCAGUGACUACUACAUUGUUGCCAGCCCUCGUUUUGUCAAUUCAUCUUCUUGGACUCGAGUUAAUGGAGUUUCCGUUUUGCACUACUCGAACUCUCAGGGGCCUGCUUCAGGUCCUCUCCCCGAUCCUCCUACUGAUUUGGACCCCUAUUUCUCAAUGAAUCAAGCAAGAUCCAUAAGAUGGAAUGUCUCUGCUGGUGCUGCUCGUCCAAACCCGCAAGGAUCCUUCAAAUAUGGUCAAAUUACAGUCACAGAUUUCUAUCUGAUCACUAACAAACCUCAAGAACUUAUAAAUGGCAAGUGGCGUACUACCCUCAAUGGCAUUUCAUAUUUACCACCUUCAACACCCUUGAAGCUUGCUGAACAGUUCAAGAUUCCAGGAGUUUACAAGCUUGAUUUCCCUAAUAAAAUUAUGAACAGACGUUCCAAAGUCGAUACAUCUCUAAUUAAUGGUACUUAUAGAGGUUUCAUGGAAAUCAUCCUCCAGAACAAUGACACAACUGUUCAGAACUACCAUUUGGAUGGCUAUGCAUUUUUUGUAGUGGGUAUGGAUUUUGGAGUUUGGACAGAGAACAGCAGAAACACUUACAACAAGUGGGACGGUGUUGCUCGCAGCACCACGCAGGUCUUUCCCGGAGCUUGGACAGCAAUUUUGAUUUCUCUAGACAAUAGUGGCAUGUGGAACCUUCGAACAGACAAUCUGAACUCGUGGUAUCUAGGCCAGGAAACGUACAUCAGCGUCGUAAACACUGAGGAUGACAAAUCCGAGGUUUCUUUGCCCGAAAAUGCCAUAUUUUGUGGUGUACUAUCAUCUCUACAGAAAGAUCAGGCUCAGAGAUUCAAGUUUUCUAGUGCAUCAUCAAAAAUAUCCUAUGCAAGGAGAACAUUUUUGGUAAUGUUGAUUAUAGUUUAUGCAGCUUUUAUUGGGUAAUCAUGGCUGGAAAAGUUUUGUAUAAUUUAGUUGAGUACCCAAAUUAGUAGAAUGGUAAAAAAAAGCCAAAAGGGGCUUUAUUAAUUUAUUGGUGUAGAAAUGGAGAGAACACAUUGUUGAAUGGAACAUGUAUUAUAGUAAUUUUUUGUAUUGCAAAGCAUUUAUGUUUAUUUGAAAAUCACUUGGAUAUUGCUUAAGGGUGAUUUAUGAA